AUGGACAUUCAACUGGUUAGAGGAAGCUGGAAACAACCAACUGGUGCUGAUUAUGAACAGAGACAACUGGGGAAACAGGGCCAUAAAUGGGGCUUCUUGGGAUGGCUGGCUAUUUCUCGAGGAGGCCGUGUCGCUUUUCUCAUGAGUAGAACGUUGUUGCUAGACCAAGUUGAUCCAGACAGCGCGGCCCCGAGUUGUAUCCCAUUGAAUUCUUUGAGGGCAAUAUGUAUUCAGAAAAUCGUGUGUGGCCGCUGUGAAGAGAACUCUGGUACGUGGUUAGGUAUUUCUAAGAGCGGCCGAGUCUCUUUUCUCGUCGGUUCGGCUAUAACGUUCGACCAAAUUGGACAUCAAGGCAGCUCGGAGAUGUACCCUGUCCGUUUCCUAAAUGAAAACUCUAGUCCAAUGCAGUUUGCGGAAGACCUGGCACAAGAUGAAGAUUUGAAGCAAUGGCACACCUAUAGCCUUAUUGUUGCAGACCUGAAUAUGCAAUCAAUGGUUACACGGCUAAGAGACCUAUUCAAUGAGUUGGUUGUUUUAUUUGGAGACCAUGACCAACUUCCACCGUUGGACCAGAUCGCUUGCGUGUUUAUGUAUGAUGAUUCUGAAGGAACCAAUGCUUUAUGUCUCGACACUAUUGAGGAUCAUCUACUGCUUGGAAGGCAACGCUACGGAACUACAAGUACGACAGCAUUGGUGGUGAAACGCACUAGGGAAGUGAUGUUCUUUGAGAGGUUCAGGGACAUUAAUGGUGAAUGGGACUGUAACGAGCACGACUUCAAUCUCAAAACAUCCAGUAAAAGAGUUACAAAGAAACAAUAUUGCGCAGCAUCCAAAUAUAUCAUUAAUAAUUAUCUAUAA
Capsella rubella is the source of this 858-nucleotide messenger RNA. RefSeq lists its product as uncharacterized. The transcript is spliced from 7 exons. The record is from RefSeq and is a predicted model, not a curated record. NCBI's taxonomy places the organism in Eukaryota, Viridiplantae, Streptophyta, Magnoliopsida, Brassicales, Brassicaceae. Bases 1 to 858 code for a protein of 285 amino acids.